AUGACUGAAGAAAAGGCUUUUGAUGUCAUACCUGAGCUCAUUGAUGAUGCCUUUGUGCUAACAAGAUGUGAAUAUAUGAUCCAGCUUUCAUAUUACACUCCAGAUUUGCAUGUUACUAGAGGUUGGUCUUUAAUUACUAAAGAACAAAGAGAGAGAUUUAAUAAAUAUGCAUCAAAUUUGGGGGGACACGUAAUACAAUGCAUAUAUGAAUUAUCUGAGCUACCCAAAAACCAAAAUUUUGAUACUAUUUUUGGUGAAAAUAAAAUCAUAGUAAACUCAAAGAGCAUGGUUUUCAAGAGUGGAGCAUUACCACCCCCCAAAGGAUUUGAUUCAAAUCCCAUGGGAGUUUAUAGAUUUGGAAUAUUUACUAUAGCUUUAGGACCAAUUUUAAUGGUAGAUAGUAUUGAUGGAAUAAGAUCUUCGGCACCUUUUCCUCCAGGAUAUAUGUGUAGAUCAUGGCAAUGCAAUGACUCUAUCAAUGUUCCAUCAAGCAGAAACUCCUUUACAGCUAACUAUCAAGUAAAAUUCUGCGAUCAAAUACUACCAACUAUGCUUAUAGAAAUUGAAUUUAAACCACUCAGAAUUGAAAUUUCACAACCAAUCUGUGAAAUGUGUGAUAUUAAUAUUUCCACUCUUUACUGUGAAUCAGAUAAGGCUCACCUUUGUGCAUCAUGUGAUGAGUUUCACCAUUCUUCCAGUAGAUUACUUUCAAAACAUCAAAGGGUACCAGUAUCACAAAGCCCAUAUCAAUUUGGUUUUUGUCCACACCACUCAACAGAAAGAAUUGAUUCAGUAUGUAUGAAUUGCUACAUAUCAUUAUGUCCACAUUGCAUACUAAUAGGACAGCAUUCAUCAGGAGAUGCAGCUGAGCAUAUAUUAAUAUCAACAACAGAUGCAAUUAGAAUGGCAUAUUCUGGAGUGUCACAGAGUGAUCUGGAACUACAAAAAAGAAAAAAGCAGCUAGCAGAUUAUUUAUCAGGUAGACACAAUCAUAUUAAUGAUAUUAGGUCCAACUAUGAUGAAAUACAAGAAAGGAUUGAAAUUGCAUCAAAAAGUUUAUUGCAACAAUUAGCAUCACUUAGAGAAAGAAAAAUCUCAUUCAUCAUGUCUAUCAAAAGGCAAUUACUUACUGAACUUCUUCUCAUUGAGUGGAUGGAAGCAUUUUUUGCCCAUUUAAGAUUGGCCCUUUUACCUUCGGAUUUUCUUGUAUAUUCACACAGACAUGAUUUAGUAUGUAGUUAUUUUUUUGGCGGGAAAUCAAAUAUUGUUGUAAGCAAUGAAGUUUUGCCAAGUUGGAUAUUAGAAAAGUUUUUUGUAGAUGGUGGGUUUAAUGUAAUAUCAAGAUCAGGUGAGGCUGAUGAUAUGCUGAGCAUUUUGAAAGAGAAUCAAAAUGGCUUGGAAGAUGGGUUUAAUGACAGUAAUGACGAGAAUUUAGAUUCAUUAAAUGCAUUAAAAAAGAAGUUCGAAUAUAUGGAUGACAUUGAUGAGGGAGAAAGUACUAACUUAGAUGAAUCUAAUAAACUUAAUAAAAAUGCAGUGGCUAAGUGGGACGAGUUUAGUGUUGGAGAAGUUAGUAAUAAGUCUAUCUGUGAUUUGAGCGGGAAAAAUCUCCCCAUAGAACAGAAAUUAUUAACAUCAGAAGAAUAUAAUGCAUGCAAAUUGCCAUCACUUGGUACGGAAAAACACAAUAAAGAUGAAAACAAUAGUCAAAAUUCAUUUGCAAGAUAUCCAGAACUAAGAACAACAAAGUUGAUGCCUCAAAUGAGGGAUUUAGUAGAGAAGUUGAAUCCAAAAUCCAGAAAUUUACAUGAGUAUUAUUACUCCAAGUAUGAUGUUGACGAUUUGGUUGAAAAUGUAGUAUCUCGUGUUCAGGAAAAACUGAAUGGAAUUUCUACAACAGAAAAUGAUGAAGAAGUUAUUUGGUUAAAUAUAAAUAAUACAAAAGAGAAUGAUAUUAAUAAUACAAUUGAUAAUAUAUUAUUAUCUAGGAAUAAUAAGGCAUCAAAGAAUAUCAGUAUUUGGGAUCCAAGUGUAGAUAGGCCAUCUGAAUUAGCAAAAGAAUAUUGGAGGUUUUUGGUUGGUUAUAAUUAUGAGUUAUUAAUAGCUUUGCUUCAUUCAGCUCCAUCAUUAAAGAGAAAGAAUCUGAUUCAGGAUGUAUUUAACUUAUCAAUAUAUAUGCAGUCAUUUGACCACCUAUUUUAUUCUUUGUUUCAUUUUGAAAUUAAUUUCUUGAGUAAUAUUCCAAUUGAUACAAUGCUAUUAUCAUCUUCUGUAAUUAAUGAUUUCUUUCAUAUAAUGUUAAAAGCUAAUAGUUUAACUAAAGUUGAUAGAUUAUUUUUGGUUCAAUAUAUCCAGAUUGUAAUUAUUAAUAUACUAAAUAUACGAGAAGGUCCUUAUGUAAAUCAUAUUGGUAAAACUUUAAAUAUAAAAAAUUCAAAUAAGAAUGAAUUGUUGUUGGAACAACAUGAAUUAGAUAAAGGUUUAAUAGAAUUUGAAGAGAAAAUUUUAGAAACAACUGAGAACUUUAUAAGGCAAAUAACUUCAUUAGAUAUUAAUGCAAUUCCAGACACAUUAAGAGGUAUUUUAUAUGGUAUAAUAGAUAUAAUAGAUUCAAUAAGUAGUGAAGCUCACUUAAAAAAAUCAAAAGAAAACAAUUUAAAUCACUUGCCUUCAAGAUCCCAAAAAGUAAUAGCUUACUGCACAAAUGGGUCAAUUUCCUUUUGUUGUCAAAUUUUAUUAAACCAUUAUAUUAUUCCAAGAAUCUCAAAUGUUAUUGCAUCUCUAAAUUAUACAUUAAAAGAUAAUAAUAACCAAUCAGGAACUGUUACCAAGAAAACUGAUAUAAUAGCUAGAAUUCAGUGUUUCAGAAGGGCUUUAAGUGCUAUAUCUAUAUAUGUAUGGGAACCAUCCACAAAAAAUACUCCAGAGAAAAAUCUCAAUAAUUUGGAGCAAAAAUACAGGGAAUUGGGCUUGCAGGUGUUUUCAUGGCUCCAAAAAAUCUUUAAGAAACCAAGAUUGGUUUCACCAAUAAUAUUUAAUAUUGUCGGUAUGCCAGAAAGAGGAAUAAAUUCGAUUGAUAAUAUAAAAAACUAUAUGAUUUGGUUAGAUAAUGCGUUAAGAAAUGACCAAUUAAAGUCGGAUGGUGGUAUGGGUCAGAAGGAAAUCUUAAAUUGUCAGUACUUUGAGAAACUGCUUUCUUUGGCAAUAAAAGGACUAAAAAAUUAA
Cryptosporidium ubiquitum is the source of this 3225-nucleotide messenger RNA. RefSeq names its product B-box zinc finger domain-containing protein. The transcript has a single exon. Gene Ontology annotation, molecular function: zinc ion binding. The record is from RefSeq and is a predicted model, not a curated record. NCBI's taxonomy places the organism in Eukaryota, Apicomplexa, Conoidasida, Eucoccidiorida, Cryptosporidiidae. The coding region runs from base 1 to 3225 and encodes 1074 amino acids.